CUGAGUGAGGCAAGGGGUAGGCAGUCCUACAGGAGUACGGAACAGCAUGGACUGCUAACACUGUCACAACUUUCUCACAUCGCUGGCAAAACUCCUCGGUGGCGGAGUAACAAGAAACUGCAUGAUCAAAACAACCCAAUGGAGACUAAGAUUUAGACAGAAGAGCUUUUCAUAAAGGAUCAUGCCUGGUGUCCGCAGCGGGAGGAGGCUCUCUAAUGGGCUGUUGCUGGAGCAAUCAGAGAAAGGACAAUUGGUCGUUUCCAGUGUUGUCGAUGGCUCCUUGGCCAAUCAGGGGCUGAAAGAAGGAGAUGAAAUUGUGGGUGCCACAAUCAACUUUGACCAACUGUCGAAAGACGAUGUGUUGAAAAUACUGAGGUUGAUGGAUGAUAAUGGAUUUGAUGAGAAGGUUCAAGUUCUGACAAAAAAUAAUUUGCGCAAGAGUAUGGGGACCUUGGACAGCAUCAAAGCACCAGAGGAGAUGUUGAAGGAUUCCUAUAACAGACUCAAUGCCAAAAUAAAGAGGUUCAUGAAGGAGGACAGCUCUGGACAACCUACAGCUUCUGGGGAAAGAUGCUCUCCUAACGCGCAGGUACCUAGACCUCUCUGGGCCAAGCCUGAUGUCAGAGGAACAGACUCUACAGUGACUCUCAAUAAUCCUGGUGGAGAACUUUCGUUGCCUAAUACCAACAUGAAUACAAGGGAUCUCUUCCUAGCUCAAUUGAAUGGGUCUAUAGAGGCUGAUCCUGAUGUCAAUAUCUCCAAUUUACCUUCAGUAGACCUUAAAGGUUCCAAAAUAGAUCUAGAAUUGCCAAAUUCAGACAUUGGCAUCCCAUCUGGGAAGAUCAAAACACCAAGUCUUGGUAUGCCUGACUUUGCUAUAUCUGGACCAAGAUUUAGGAAUCCAGACCUGGACCUCUCAGUGGAUGAGAUGUGUGUAUCAGAUAUCAGUUUGCCUGACCUCAAUAGUCCAGAUAUUGACAUACCCCCAGGUAAAUUCAAACUAACGAAACCACAUGCAGAACUCAAAGCUUCUGAUUUUGAUGUGAAUGCCCCCUCUGGUAAACUGAAGAUGCCCAAAUUUGAUAAUGAUGUAAAAACACCAAAGCUACUUCUCAAAGCUCCCAAGAUAAAAGGUGGACUUGAUGCACCUGACUUGGACUUACCCAAAGUCGACCUGAAAUCACCUAAAUUAAAUGUAAACACUCCAGAUAUUGACAUUGAUUCACCCACAGGGAAAUUGAAAAUGCCCAACUUGAAAAUGUCAACAUUUGGAAUGAAGGGACCACAUAUUGACAAACAUGGAGAUAUAGAGGGACCAAACCUGAACUUGUCAUCUCCCCAACUCAAGGGUCCCAAAGCAGACCUCAACAUUCCAGAUGCUGAUAUUGGCCGCCCAUCAGGAAAAUUCAAAAUGCCAACUUUCAAGAUGCCAGAUUUAGGUUCCUCUGGACCAAAGGUUAAGGGGUCUGACUUUGAUCUUUCAGCCCCCAAGUUUAAAGCUGGGAUUGAUUCCCCUAACAUGGAUUUACCAGACAUGGACCUCAAAGCCCCUAAAUUAGAUGUAAACACUCCAGAUAUUGACAUUGAUUCACCCACAGGGAAAUUGAAAAUGCCCAAAUUGAAAAUGUCAACAUUUGGAAUGAAGGGGCCACAUAUUGACAAAGAUGGAGACAUUGAAGGACCAGACCUGAACUUGUCAUCUCCCCAACUCAAGGGUUCCAAAUUAGACCUCAACAUUCCAGAUGCUGAUAUUGGCCACCCAUCAGGAAAAUUCAAAAUGGCAACUAUCAAGAUGCCACAUUUAGGUUCCUCUGGACCAAAGGUUAAGGGGCCUGGCUUUGAUCUUUCAGCCCCCAAGUUUAAAGCUGGGAUUGAUGCCCCUGACAUGGAUUUACCAGACAUGGACCUCAAAGCCCCUAAAUUAGAUUUAAACACUCCAGAUAUUGACAUUGAUUCACCCACAGGGAAAUUGAAAAUUCCCAAAUUGAAAAUGUCAACAUUUGGAAUGAAGGGGCCACAUAUUGACAAACAUGGAGAUAUAGAGGGACCAGACCUGAACUUGUCAUCUCCCAAACUCAAGGGUCCCAAAGCAGAACUCAACAUUCCAGAUGCUGAUAUUGGCCGCCCAUCAGGAAAAUUCAAAAUGCCAACUUUCAAGAUGCCACAUUUAGGUUCCUCUGGACCAAAGGUUAAGGGGUCUGGCUUGGAUCUUUCAGCCCCCAAGUUUAAAGCUGGGAUUGAUGCCCCUGACAUGGAUUUACCAGACAUGGACCUCAAAGCCCCUAACUUAGAUGUAAUCACUCCAGAUAUUGACAUUGAUUCACCCACAGGGAAAUUGAAAAUUCCCAAAUUGAAAAUGUCAACAUUUGGAAUGAAGGGGCCACAUAUUGACAAACAUGGAGAUAUAGAGGGACCAGACCUGAACUUGUCAUCUCCCAAACUCAAGGGUUCCAAAUUAGACCUCAACAUUCCAGAUGCUGAUAUUGGCCAUCCAUCAGGAAAAUUCAAAAUGCCAACUUUCAAGAUGCCACAUUUAGGUUCCUCUGGACCAAAGGUUAAGGGGCCUGACUUUGAUCUUUCAGCCCCCAAGUUUAAAGCUGGGAUUGAUGCCCCUAACAUGGAUUUACCAGACAUGGACCUCAAAGCCCCUAAAUUAGAUGUAAACACUCCAGAUAUUGACAUUGAUUCACCCACAGGGAAAUUGAAAAUGCCCAAACUGAAAAUGUCAACAUUUGGAAUGAAGGGGCCACAUAUUGACAAAUAUGGAGGCAUAGAAGGACCAGACCUGAACUUGUCAUCUCCCCAACUCAAGGGUUCCAAAUUAGACCUCAACAUUCCAGAUGCUGAUAUUGGCCGCCCAUCAGGAAAAUUCAAAAUGCCAACUUUCAAGAUGCUAGAUUUAGGUUUCUCUGGACCAAAAGUUAAGGGGCCUGACUUGGAUCUUUCAGCCCCCAAGUUGAAAGGGGGAAUCAGUCCCCUAGAUCUGAAUCUGCCAGAUCUCAAAGGCCCCAAACUAGGCCUAAAUGCACCAGAUGUAAACUGUAAUAUGCCCUCAGGUAAAAUCAAAGUUCCUACAUUGAAGAAACCAAAGGUUGAUCUGAAUGCUCCUGAUCUGGACAUUGAUGGCCCCUCUGGUAAACUGAAAAUGCCCAAAUUUGGGCUGUCUGGUAAAAUGCCAAAAUCCACAAAACUUAAUCUCAAAGCCCCAAAGCUAAAGGGGGGAAUUGAUUCCCCAGACUUGAAUUUACCAGAUGCUGACCUCAAAGCCCCUAAACUAGAUAGAAAUUCCCCCGAUCUUGACAUCAAUGCAUCCUCUGGGAAAUUCAAAAUGCCCAAAUUCAAAAUGUCUAAAUUCAGAGGCCUAAAAAGACCAGAUGUUGACAUUGAUGGAGACUUAGAGGGUGCAGAUAUAGAUAUCAAUGCCCCCACAGCUAACCUCAAAGGUCCCAAAACAGGUCUAAAAAUGCCAGAUUUGAAGAUGCCUGAUUUCAGGCUAUCUGGGCACAAUGUAGAUAAACCGAACUAUGACUUACCUGAUAUUGAUCUCUCAGCCCCAAAGCUAAAGGGAGGUAUCAAUCCCCCAGAUUUGAAACUACCUAAAGGUAAAAUCAAAGGACUAAAACUAGACCUCAAUGAUCCAGAUUUGGAUGUUGACGCUCCCUCAGGAAAACUGAAAAUGCCCAAAUUUGGACACUCAGGCACUAUGCCAAAAGGACCAAAUGUGGACAUAAAUGCAGGUGCAAAAUCACCAAAGUUCAGUCUAAAUAUGCCAAAGAUAAAAGCUGGGAUUGAUGCACCUGACAUGGAUUUACCAGACAUGGACCUCAAAGCCUCUAAAUUAGAUGUAAACACUCCAGAUAUUGACAUUGAUUCACCCACAGGGAAAUUCAAAAUGCCGAAUUUGAAAAUGCCUACAUUUGGAAUGAAGGGGCCACACAUUGACAAAGUUGGAGAUAUAGAGGGACCAGACCUGAAGUUGUCAUCUCCCAAACUCAAGGGUCCCAAAGCAGACCUCAACAUUCCAGAUGCUGAUAUUGGCAGUCCAUCAGGAAAGUUCAAAAUGCCAACUUUCAAGAUGCCAGAUUUAGGUUCCUCUGGACCAAAGGUUAAGGGGACUGACUUGGAUCUUUCAGCCCCCAAGUUGAAAGGGGGAAUCAGUCCCCUAGAUCUGAAUCUGCCAGAUCUCAAAGGCCCCAAACUAGGCCUAAAUGCACCAGAUGUAAACUGUAAUAUGCCCUCAGGUAAAAUCAAAGUUCCUACAUUGAAGAAACCAAAGGUUGAUCUGAAUGCUCCUGAUCUGGACAUUGAUGGCCCCUCUGGUAAACUGAAAAUGCCCAAAUUUGGGCUGUCUGGUAAAAUGCCAAAAUCCACAAAACUUAAUCUCAAAGCCCCAAAGAUAAAGGGGGGAAUUGAUUCCCCAGACAUGAAUUUACCAGAUGCUGACCUCAAAGCCCCUAAACUAGAUGGAAAUGCCCCCGAUUUUGACAUCAAUGCACCUUCUGGGAAAUUGCAAAUGCCCAAAUUGAAAAUGCAUAAAUUCAGAGGCCUAAAGGGACCAGAUGUUGACAUAGAUGGAGACUUAGAGGGCCCAGAUAUAGAUAUCAAUUCCCCCACAGCUAACCUCAAAGAUCCCAAAACAGGUCUAAAAAUGCCUGAUUUGAAGAUGCCUGAUUUCAGGCUAUCUGGCCCUUAUGUAGAUAAACCUGACCAUGAUUUACCUGAUAUUGACUUCUCAGCCCCAAAGCUAAAAGGGGGCAUCAAUCCCCCAGAUUUGAGACUACCUAAGGGUCAUCUCAAAGGGCCCAAAUUAGAUCUCAAUGCUCAAGAUUUUGAUGUUGAUGCUCCAUCUGGUAAACUGAAAAUGCCCAAAUUUGGGCUUUCAAGUACAAUGCCAAAAGGACCAAAUGUGGACAUAAAUGCAGGUGCGAAAUCACCAAAGUUCAGUCUACAAAUGCCAAAGAAUAAAGGUGGGAUUGAUGCCCCUGGUGUGGAUCUACCAGACAUUGACCUCAAAGCCCCUAAAUUAGAUGUAAACACUCCAGAUAUAGACAUUCAUUCGCCCACAGGGAAAUUCAAAAUGCCCAAUCUGAAAAUGCCUAAAUUUGGAAUGAAAGGACCAAAUAUUGAUCUAGAUGGAGAUAUAGAGGGACCAGACUUGAAUUUGUCAUCUCCCAAACUCAAGGGUCCCAAAGCAGACCUCAACAUUCCAGAUGCUGAUAUUGACAGUCCAUCAGGAAAAUUCAAAAUGCCAACUUUCAAGAUGCCAGAUUUAGGUUUAUCUGGACCAAAGUUUAAGGGGCCCGACUUAGAUCUUUCAGCCCCCACGUUUAAAGGGGGAAUUAGUCACCCAGAUUUGGAUCUGCCAGAUGUUGCCCUCAAAGGUCCCAAACUAGACCUCAAUGCACCAGAUGUGAACUUUAAUAUGCCCUCAGGUAAAGUCAAAGUACCUACAUUGAAGAAUACAAAGGUUGAUCUGAAUGCUCCUGAUAUGGACAUCGAUGGCCCCUCUGGUCACCUGAAAAUGCCCACAUUCUUGCUGCCUGGUACAAUGUCAAAAUCCCCAGUCUUGAGGCUCAAAGCUUCAAACAUUAAGGGGGAAUUGAUGUUCCAGACAUGCAUUUACCAGAUGCUGACCUCAAAGCCCCUGAACAUGAUGCAUGUGAAGGCCCCUCCUCCAGCCUCCCUACGCGCAGCCCUUCCCAACACCAUGAGCACCGGAGCGGAAGUGCUGGGAGGUGGAACUGACAGAGCCCCCUCAGGACGUCCACGGAUGACCAGCAGGUUAUCCAACCUGAUGGACAUAUCCACCAGUUGGUCAAAGGUAGUGGUGGCAUCCCUGCAGGCCAACUCCCGUCGGACGUCCUCACCUCUACCUUCGGGCGGUUGGUCAAAGACGGCCCAGAAACGGCGGGUAAACUCCUCGAAGUGGUCCAACGCCGAGUCUUCCUCUCCCCACGCGGCGUUUGCCCACUCCAGAGCUCUCCCCGACAGGCAUGAGACGAGGGCGGAUACUCUCUCCCUUCCUGAGGGAGCUGGGCUCUGCUGUGAAAACAUCAGAAGGAUCAUGCCUGGUCACCGUAGGGGAAGGAGCCUCUCUGAGGGGCUGAUGCUGGAGGAAUCAGAAAAGGGAGGAUUGGUCGUCUCCAGCGUUAUCGGUGGCUCCUCUGGCAAUCAGGGUCUCAAAGAAGGAGAUGAAAUUGUGGGUGCCACAAUCAACUUUGACCAACUGUCGAAAGACGAUGUGUUGAAAAUACUGAAGCUGAUGGAUGAUAAUGGAUUUGAUGAGAAGGUUCAAGUUCUGACAAAAAAUAAUUUGAGCAAGAGUAUGGGGACCUUGGACAGCAUCAAAGCACCAGAGGAGAUGCUGAAGGAUUCAUAUAAUAGACUCUACAAUGCCAAAAUAAAUAGGUUCAUGAAGGAUGACAGCCCUGGACAACCUGCAGGUGCUGGGGAAAGAGGCUCCCAUAAUGGACAGGUGAAGGGCAAGGGGCCGAGACCUCUCUGGGGCAAACCUAAAGUUAAAGGUGACCUCAAACCCCCUGUCCUCACCAUGGAUUACCCAGUUGUGGAGACACCACACAAAGUAGAUGCUCCUACCUACCUAGAGUCUCCAGACCUCAAAUUCUCUGCUCCAAAGUUAAAGGUUCCUAAACUUGAUGUCAAAGGAGCGGUACCUGAUGCUCGCGGUGGAGAACUUUCAUUGCCUAAUGCCAACAUUAGUACAUCAGAUCUCUCCCUGCCUCAUUUGAAUGGGUCACUAAACAUUGAUGCUCCACCAGUUAACCUGGAAAGGCCAUAUCUUGAAACUGAUAUAGAUGCUAUCGAUGCUCCAGAAUUUGAUAUGUCUUUGCCCAAAGAUGACCUCAAAGGCCCUGAUCUUGACCUGAAAGUUAUAGAUCCACUUCCCAAAGUUAGAGGAGAUAUCAAUGUCCCGGAAGCAGAGCUCAAUCUACCAGAGGGGGUUGUCACUGGACCUACUUUAAAUAUCAAUGCCCCAACGCUUGAUAAUGAAAGAACAGGCAAAAUGUUCAAAAUGCCCAAAUUUAAGAUGCCUGACUUGGGUCUCUCUGGACCCAGUGUAAAUGUACCCAGCCUUGAGGUUGGUACACCAAAUAUGAGGAUCCCAGAUAAAGAUAUGCCAGGAGUUAAUCUUAAAGGUCCCCAACUAGACCUACAAGCACCAGAUGUUAAUCUCAAAGGUCCUAAUCUAGACCUGCAAGCCCCAGAUGUCAGCAUGAUGAAUAUGCCUUCAAGUAAAAUCAGAGUCCGGUCCUCCAAGAAACUGAAAAACCCAAACCUUGAUGUGGAUGAUCCCUCUGGUUAUUUUGAAUUGCCUAAGGUUAGGCUCUCUCGCAGAGUACCAAAAGGGCCAGAUUUAGACAUUGAUUCCGUUUUAAAGACCCAAGACAUGCAUCUUAAAACCUCUUUGAUUGGUGCCCCUGACCUGAAUGUCCCUGAUGUAGAUUUACCUUCAGUAGACAUUAAAGGUUCCAAAAUAGAUCUAGAGUUGCCAGAUGCAAACAUUGGUAUCCCAUCUGGGAAGAUCAAAACACCAAGUCUUGAUAUGCCUGACUUUGAUAUAUCUGGACCAAGAGUUAGGACUCCAGACCUGGACCCCUCAGCGGAUGAGAUGUGUCUAUCAGAUGUCUAUUUGCCUGACCUCAGUACUCCCGAUAUCGGCAUAACCUCAGGUAAAUUCAAACUAACGAAACCACAUGCAGAACUCAAAGCUCCUGAUUUCAACGUGGAUGCCCCCUCUGGUAAACUGAAGAUGCCCAAAUUUGGCUUCUCUGGCCUAAAAAGACCAGAUCUGGGCAUUGAUGCUGAUGUAAAAACACCAACGCUAAGUCUCAAAGCUCCCAGGAUAAAAGGUGGACUUGAUGCACCUGACUUGGACUUACCCAAAGUCGACCUGAAAUCACCUAAAAUGGAUGCAAACACUCCAGAUAUUGACAUUGAUGCACAUUCAGGAAAAUUCAAAGUGCCAACAUUUAAGAUGCCUAAAUGUACCCUUUCGGGCCCUAGAGGGCCAGAGGUUGGCAUUGAUGGAGAGUUGGAUGGACCAGACCUGAGCUUAUCAUCUUCCAAAUUAAAACAGCCAGAUGUGGAUGUUGGUAGUCCAUCUGGAAAAUUCAAGAUGCCAAUAUUUAAAAUGCCAGACUUUGGCUUCUCAGGCCCAGAUGUUCAAGGGCCUGACUUUGAGGUAAAGAAUCCAAACUUGAAUCUUUCAGCCCCCAAGUUUAAAGGGGGAAUUAGUCACCCAGAUUUGGAUCUGACAGAUGUAGACCUCAAAUGCCCCAAAUUAGACCUCAAUGCACCAGAUGUAAACUUUAAUAUGCCCUCAGGUAAAGUCAAAGUACCUACAUUGAAGAAACCAAAGGUUGAUCUGAAUGCUCCUGAUCUGGACGGCCCCUCUGGUAACCUGAAAAUGCCCAAAUUUGGGCUGUCUGGUAAAAUGCCAAAAUCUCCCAAAUUGAAUCUCAAAGCUCCAAAGAUGAAGGGGGGAAUUAAUUUUCCAGACCUGAAUUUACCAGAUGCUGACCUCAAAGCCGCUAAACUAGACAUGACUGCUCCAGAUCUUGACAUCAAUGCACCCUCAGGGAAAUUCAAAAUGCCUAAAUUCCGAGGCCUGAAAGGACCAAAUGUUGACAUUAAUGGCGCUAUAGAGGGACCAGAUCUGAACUUGUCAUCUCCCAAACUCAAGGGUCCCAAAGCAGACCUCAACAUUCCAGAUGUUGAUAUUGACAGUCCAUCGGGAAAAUUCAAAAUGCCAACUUUCAAGAUGCCACAUUUAGGUUUAUCUGGACCAAAGGUUAAGGGGCCUGACUUGGAUCUUUCAGCCCCCAAGUUUAAAGGGGGAAUUAGUCACCCAGAUUUGGAUCUGCCAGAUGUUGACCUCAAAGGCCCCAAACUAGACCUCAAUGCACCAGAUGUAAACUUUAAUAUGCCCUCAGGUAAAGUCAAAGUACCUACAUUGAAGAAACCAAAGAUUGAUCUUAAUGCUCCUGAUCUGGGCAUUGAUGGCCCCUCUGGUCACCUGAAAAUGCCCAAAUUUGGGCUGUCUGGUAAAAUGCCAAAAUCUCCCAAAUUGAAUCUCAAAGCUUCAAAGAUGAAGGGGGGAAUUGAUUUUCCAGACCUGAAUUUACCAGAUGCUGACCUCAAAGCCGCUAAACUAGACAUGACUGCUCCAGAUCUUCACAUCAAUGCACCCUCAGGGAAAUUCAAAAUGCCUAAAUUCAGAGGCCUGAAGGGACCAAAUGUUGACAUUAAUGGCGCUAUAGAGGGACCAGAUAUGAACUUGUCAUCUGCCAAACUCAAGGGUCCCAAAGCAGACCUCAACAUUCCAGAUGCUGAUAUUGACAGUCCAUCAGGAAAAUUCAAAAUGCCAACUUUCAAGAUGCCAGAUUUAGGUUUAUCUGGACCAAAAGUUAAGGGGCCGGACAUGGAUCUUUCAGCCCCCAAGUUUAAAGGGGGAAUUAGUCACCCAGAUUUGGAUCUGCCAGAUGUUGACCUCAAAGGCCCCAAAAUAGACCUCAAUGCACCAGAUGUAAACUUUAAUAUGCCCUCAGGUAAAGUCAAGGUACCUACAUUGAAGAAACCAAAGGUUGAUCUUAAUGCUCCUGAUCUGGACAUUGAUGGCCCCUCUGGUCACCUGAAAAUGCCCAAAUUUGGUCUGUCUGGUAAAAUGCCAAAAUCUCCCAAAUUGAAUCUCAAAGCUUCAAAGAUGAAGGGGGGAAUUGAUUUUCCAGACCUGAAUUUACCAGAUGCUGACCUCAAAGCCGCUAAACUAGACAUGACUGCUCCAGAUCUUGACAUCAAUGCACCCUCAGGGAAAUUCAAAAUGCCUAAAUUCAGAGGCCUGAAGGGACCAAAUGUUGACAUUAAUGGUGCUAUAGAGGGACCAGAUAUGAACUUGUCAUCUCCCAAACUCAAGGGUCCCAAAGCAGACCUCAACAUUCCAGAUGCUGAUAUUGACAGUCCAUCAGGAAAAUUCAAAAUGCCAACUUUCAAGAUGCCAGAUUUAGGUUUAUCUGGACCAAAGGUUAAGGGGCCUGACAUGGAUCUUUCAGCCCCCAAGUUUAAAGGGGGAAUUAGUCACCCAGAUUUGGAUCUGCCAGAUGUUGACCUCAAAGGCCCCAAAAUAGACCUCAAUGCACCAGAUGUAAACUUUAAUAUGCCCUCAGGUAAAGUCAAGGUACCUACAUUGAAGAAACCAAAGGUUGAUCUUAAUGCUCCUGAUCUGGACAUUGAUGGCCCCUCUGGUCACCUGAAAAUGCCCAAAUUUGGGCUGUCUGGUAAAAUGCCAAAAUCUCCCAAAUUGAAUCUCAAAGCUUCAAAGAUGAAGGGGGGAAUAGAUUUUCCAGACCUGAAUUUACCAGAUGCUGACCUCAAAGCCGCUAAACUAGACAUGACUGCUCCAGAUCUUGACAUCAAUGCACCCUCAGGGAAAUUCAAAAUGCCUAAAUUCAGAGGCCUGAAGGGACCAAAUGUUGACAUUAAUGGUGCUAUAGAGGGACCAGAUAUGAACUUGUCAUCUCCCAAACUCAAGGGUCCCAAAGCAGACCUCAACAUUCCAGAUGCUGAUAUUGACAGUCCAUCAGGAAAAUUCAAAAUGCCAACUUUCAAGAUGCCAGAUUUAGGUUUAUCUGGACCAAAAGUUAAGGGGCCUGACUUGGAUCUUUCAGCCCCCAAGUUUAAAGGGGGAAUUAGUCACCCAGAUUUGGAUCUGCCAGAUGUUGACCUCAAAGGCCCCAAAUUAGACCUCAAUGCACCAGAUGUAAACUUUAAUAUGCCUUCCGGUAAAGUCAAAGUACCUACAUUGAAGAAACCAAAGGUUGAUCUGAAUGCUCCUGAUCUGGACAUUGAUGGCCCCUCUGGUCACCUGAAAAUGCCCAAAUUUGGGCUGUCUGGUAAAAUGCCAAAAUCCACCAAACUUAAUCUCAAAGCACCAAAGCUAAAGGGGGGAAUUGAUUCACCAGACAUGAAUUUACCAGAUGCUGACCUCAAAGCCCCUAAACUAGAUGUGAAUAGCCCAGAUCUUUACAUAAAUGCACCUUCUGGGAAAUUCAAAAUGCCCAAAUUUAAAAUGCCUAAAUUCAGGGGCCUAAAGAGACCAGAUGUUGACAUUGAUGGAGACUUAGACGGCCCAGAAAAAGAUAUCAAUGCCCCCACAGCUAAUCUCAAAGGACCCAAAACAGGUCUAAAAAUGCCUGAUUUGAAGAUGCCUGAUUUCGGGCUAUCUGGGCCAAAUGUAGAUGCACCUGAUUAUGACUUACCUGAUAUUGAUCUCUCAGCCCCAAACCUAAAAGGGGGAAUCAGCCCCCCAGAUUUGAGACUACCUAAGGAGCAUCUCAAUGGGCCCAAACUAGACCUCAAUGAUCCAGAUAUGCCCUCAGGUAGAUUCAGAGUUCCAACCAUAGAGAGGCAAAAUGGUAGCAUCAAAACCCCUGGUUUUGACAUCAGCACUCCUACAUUCAAAAUGCCCGGAAUGCCUAAAUUUAUGUUGUCUAGACCAAAAAGACCAGAUCAAGACAUAAGUGCUGACAUAGGUUUGAAAUUGUCAAAGAUGAAAGGUGGGAUUGGUUCACCGGACCUGGACCUACCUACAGUUGACCUAGAAGCCCCUAAGAUAGAUGUAGACACUCCAGAUAUGAACAUUGAUUCCCCCUCUGGGAAUUUCAAAAUGCCCCACCUCAAAAUGCCUAAAUUCAGCCUUUCUGGUCUGAAUGGUCCAGAUGCUGGAAUAGAUGGAGACAUUGAUGGACCGGACCUGAGCUUGUCAGCCCCGAAAGUAAACACAGGGAUCGGUAGUCCAGAUUUAGACAUAAAUGUUCCCUCUGGAAAUCUCAACGGCCCCCAAGCUGAUCUCAAUUUGCCAGACAGUGACAUUGCUAUACAAUCUCGAAAAUUCAAACUGCAAUCCUUUAAAUUGCCUCAGUUUGGAAGUCCAAAUCUAAGGGCAGGUACAGAUAUGGACUUUAUGAAAACACAUGACAUUUCUCCUCCAAAGGCUAAAGUGGAUCUAAAAGCACCAGACUUGAAAGUUAGUCACCCAGAUGUCAGCCUGAGCUUACCCAAAGCUGAUAUCAGAGGCCCAGAAUACAAAGUGUCAUCUCAUAGUAAACGCAGAUCUGAUAUCCCAGGUGGAGCGCAUUUAAAAUUGCAAGCGAUGGACAUAGAUACCGAAGAGACACUGCCACACACUGAUAGGAAGUCUAGGAAGGUCAAAGGAAGGGCCAGUUAUCCCAUUGCAGAUAUUGACUUGCCAAAAGUUGAGUACAAAGCAUCUGGUUUGGAGCUGCGAGGUUCAGACCUUAACGAUCCCACAGGGAAAUUAAAAAUUCCCAAAUCUAAGACUAAAUUGGGUAGUCAUACAAGAAUACCAGACCUUGAUGUAGACUCAAGUCUUGCCAGUAUUUAUGCCUCAGUCCCUAAACUCCCACAUCCAGGGUAUGGAGUAGAGGUUUCACAGACAGAUUUAAAUUUGAGCAGAACUGACCUCAAGGGCAAUAAACAUCAUAGAAAAGCCCCAGCUGGUGAAACUGGCAGAACAAAAAGGAGAAGUCCAAAACAGUCUGAAAUUGUCAUUUCUAUGCCAAAUUGUACUCAUGGUUCAAACCCCAAAAUGUCUGAAGAUCAAGAAGGAUAUUUUGUCACUGCGUUUCCCAAACAUGUCAAAGGGGAUGUACCAGACGGAACUGGGAGCCUGAAAAAUCGGCACAAGGAAGAGUCAAACCGUCAAUCUCAAACACUCAGAAGUCUCGAUUUCAGUGCACCAAAUGUGGACCUUGAAGUUCCAGAAGAUGAGAACUUAAAAGGGUCAACAUUCUGGCUUUCAAAGCUUAUAUAGCAUUCAGACAACUGACUAAAUGUAAUUUUAGGCUUGUUUGAAUCACAAUCUUCUGUUGAAACAUAAUGCAGAAAACGUCUGUUACGUAUAAAACAAGCAUCAGAUUAUUUUCACAUAUUUGUACUUUUUUUAAUGUAAAUUGUUUGGCAUUUGUUAUGAACAUGUUGAGAACGAAUGUGUAAAGCUUUCUUUUGUCAAGUGAUUUAAAAAAUGUAUGAACGGUUUAUGUUCUGCUGAUAAGCUAUUUGAAUGGUAUUUUUACUCUACACUUGCUACAUUGUAAUAAAAUAAAAUGGGAUUUAGUAACUUUUAUAAAA
Messenger RNA from Oncorhynchus keta (chum salmon), 13167 nucleotides. RefSeq names its product neuroblast differentiation-associated protein AHNAK-like. The coding region runs from base 182 to 12850 and encodes 4222 amino acids. Gene Ontology annotation, molecular function: protein binding. The transcript has 11 exons. Gene Ontology annotation, biological process: regulation of RNA splicing. The record is from RefSeq and is a predicted model, not a curated record. Gene Ontology annotation, cellular component: nucleus; cytoplasm. NCBI's taxonomy places the organism in Eukaryota, Metazoa, Chordata, Actinopteri, Salmoniformes, Salmonidae.